CAACACGUAUUAGCGUUGACGGCAGCGACGGAAGGAGAGCCGAUGGGGAGAAGCUGAGAUUUGUUUAACGAGCUCCGGGAUUGUGACAUGUAUUAGCCAGAUUUUAAAACUCUUCCAAAUAAGUUGCGUGGCAUUUUAAUAUGAAACCUACGAACCACGAAUCUUUGCCAACUUCCAAACAAACAUAAAAUGAGGGAUUUUUUUUAAGCGGAGCACGGCACAAAUCCCGUGUCUGUCCCUAAACAGUGACACACGGGUGUGGGAGGCGGCGUGCGGAGUUCACGUAUAGCUCCCAAAGGUGCUGCUGCUUCCAGCGUGAGUUCAGGACGUAUAAUAUUGGUGACAGAAUAUAAUGUGCGCGAAAAACAUGACCGUUGAGCUGAGUUGAGUCUGCGCGACAGUUUUUCCCCUGACACGGUGCCGAGCCGUGUCUUUUCCCAGCUUCCUCUUCGGAAGUGUUUUUUUUUUUUUUUUUUUUCUUUUAAUGACUGGAGUCAUAUGAUGCGACCAUAGGGAAGCAGGAACACGCCUGUCAAGAGAGGACCCUCUGGCAGAAACUAGACAAAAUUCUCCAACUGCGGCAAAGAGGAACAUAGCGUCGGGCAGAGGAAAGUUGUUAGCCGGGGACGGUGAUGUCAGCGUCGGAACUGACCCCGACAACUUCCCCAUUUCACUCACAGCUGCGGUUGUAGCUACUGUACUGUGGUGUAACACGUACAAAAACGUUUAGUAACACGUUGUGGCGAUAUGAGCGGCUGCAGUGGACGUUUGGUCUUUUCUCUCCGUGCCGCUUUAGCUGGCGAAGCAGGGAAGCUGCGCGUUCUGGUGGGAGCCCUGCAGUGAUUGACCUCAAUGCACGCCAAGUCCUCCGUCGGAAAACAGCUUUUCAAAGACCAUGGUUAACAAAGAAGAGUUGGAGGAAAGGCUGAGGAAACUCCUGGUGAGGUUGAAUACUCCCCAAGAAGACAGACGACUGGAUACGCUGAUUCAAAUCAUCAAGGAUUUGCUCUUCCUGGCGCACACGGACUAUGCAGCAGAACUGUUUGAAGACAAAGAAGUCCACGUCCCCCUCACGCGGGUGCUGUCAUCAUACAUCAGCAGCGCAGGAGUUCAGCAGGUGGGUUGGUCAUUGCUGUGUCAGCUGAUUGAAAUAUGCCCCACUACACUGGACCAGCUUACCAGACCUUUGCAGUCGGCCCCAGAGUCGGAGGUUCUGGGAUUGCACCAGCAGAUCCUGAAGGUGCUGUCUCAGUACAGCACAGACUGUCGAGUGACCAUGGUUGGACUCAGAGCCCUGGCUCUACUGCUCAGAUCAGACACGAUUCCUCUGCUGGUGCUGGAUGAGGAGGAGGAUGUGUUUGGCCUCGUGGUGCAGGCGAUGAAGACGUUUCCCACUAGUGAAGAGGUGCAGUUCCAAGGAUGUGGAGCUCUGCAGCUGCUGCUGGAGAGAGUAAGUGACGACCACCUGGUGGAGUUUGUGGAGAACCAGGAUCAUGUUGUGGUUCUGGCGGCUCUGCGGAGGUUCAGCGACAGCCCGGAGCUGCUCCAAAGGGUGCUGAAAGUGCUGCUGCCUCUGGCUCGUCCUAGUAGUAAUUUGGAGGUGCUGAUGUCAGGAGGCACUCGGUGUUACAGCAUGAUCAUCGCCGCCAUGGACGCCUUCCCCGAGGUGGAGAAGCUGCAGGAGACGGCCUGCUGCCUUUUCAAGAUGUUUACGUCAGGGCACAACAAGAGCAUAAAUGAGAGUUACUACAACAUCCUGGUGCUGAACGGAGUCCAGAGGGUUGCACUCAGAGCCUGUCAGACCUUCCCUGACAAUGCCCUGCUGCAGGCUGCUGCUCUCUCCUGCCUGGCUGACCUCACUGCCACCAUCGUGCAGAACAAGGCGGUGGCGGAGCAGGGCCUGGAGGACGGGGAGGAGGAGGAGAACCGGGGUAAGGGGGAGGUGGAGGACAUGGGCCUGGGCUGGAUGAAAGACUGCUGCGUCGCACUGGAGCUUCACGCUGCUGAGCCAGAAGUUCAGGAAGCUGCAAGCUGGGCCAUUCACAACCUGUUAUUGCACGGAGCCGGUGGAACAUUUACAGAAGAGGAGCAGAAUGAAAGAGCUCCUGUUCAUAGACAGUUAAUGGCAGCGAUGCUGCUCCAUUCCUCCUCUCCCAGUGUGUUUGAAGCUGCUACCAGUGCCUUGGGCACACUCAUUACAAACAACAGUAAAAUGCCUUCUCUGCUGCUGUCCAGUGGCCUCCACGUCAAUCUGGUGGAGAUGAUGAAGAGACAUUCAACCUCAGUAGAAGUUUCCAUCAGCGCCUGCAGACUGUUAAACCUGCUCUUCCAGGGAAGGACAGCCAGUUUGGAUGAGUUGAACAUGGCCAUGAGUCAGAUCCUCAGCAACAUGAAGGUCCACAACUUCGAGCCGGAGGUUCAGCUGGAGGCCCUGCAGGCCAGCUUGGUCUUCCUUUGUCCAGACAGGAGUUUAAGGGAGCACGGCGUCUCAGUCUCUGAUCCUGACAUGGCCGACGUGUCUCUGAAGGUCCUGAAAACCCAGUGUGUGGUGGAAGGAGCUCACACUCUCUACCUGGAGGUUCUCAACAGGUUCAUCAGCAGCUCUGCCAUACAGAGGUGUGGGUUGAAGGUGCUGUGUGUUCUGGCCGACUGCUCUGGUGCAGUGGACCUACUCUGCCAGCAGGGGGCGAUAGACACAGUGCUGCAUACACUACAAAUGUUCCCACAGGAACGAGAGAUACACUACUGGGGCCUGACCCUGCUCAACUACCUCGUAGCCAAAAAGAAGCUGUCAAGAAUGAUUGUACCUGUUCUGGCCUCUGUUGUGGUGGCCUCCCUCAUCCAGUACAGAGAAGACUCAGAGAUGCUGCUGAAGUGUUUCCACGUGGCGUUGAGGAUGCUGGACGCCUGUUCGGGAGCAGCUGCUGAACUGCACAGGGAAGACUUUGACAGGCAGAUCUUCCAGCACCUUAGAGACGAGACGGACCAGAGCUUCAGCCCACUGCGGAAGUCCGUGUGUCUGGCUUUGUCCAAAAUGUGGUGCAACUCUGACCUACACUACAGCAUGCUGGAAAAGGCCUGCAAGGAGGGAGACACGACCAUGGCCGAGUGUCUCAUCGAGCUGGGUGCUGACAUCAACAGGAAGACAAAGACUGAUUCUCUCAUUUACCAGGUGUGUGAAGGGGGUGGACCACUAGAACUGGUGGAGCUUCUACUCAGCCGAGGUGCCCACGAGCAGCAUCUCCGCCGAGCUCUGGCAGUGAGCGUGAAGAAGGGAGACGGGCCCACAGUCAUCCAGCUGUUGGGCCGUCUGGGACUGGACCUCAACAACAGCGCCCUCUGCCUGGGCGGCUUCAGGCUGGGCCGCCUGGAGGCCUCCUGGCUGAGCCCCCUGCUGGCUGAUAGAGGCAGAGCUCAGAGUCUACGUUUUAACAAUACUAAAGGUAUGAGCUUAGCCAGGUACAUCCAGUCUCUCCAGAGGUCCAAGAGUGUGAGCUGUCCUUCCAGGACAACAGCCGACCCGUGUCUGACAUCCGGCUACAUUUCCGACGAGAGUGAUGACUCCAGUUUCAGCUUCGUCUCCACGGAAGACAGCUUGUUUUUUAAUGACGACUUGGAAAGUGAUGGAAGUGAUUCACUGUCCGGUGCUCUGUCUCCUAAGCCACUUAACAAUUCAACAGAGGAGCUGAGGGGGGAAUCCUUCAAAAGGAAGCAAACGCGUCGUAGACAUGCCAGCGCAGAGAAUGGUCAAGCUGAGAGUGAACACACUGAGCCUGUACCUACGUCUAGAAGAUAUGGAAGGAAAAGCUCGAGUCAAAAAGUGCUGGGAUUUGGUGAGAACUCUGCUGCCCUGCCCAAAGAGAAGGAGAGGAUCCGCCUGCUGGACUUGUCAGGGAACGAGUUGGACUCUCUGUCCUGUCUAAUGGACCACGGUUUAGUCCAGCAGCAGCUGGGGCAGCUCCUCCGCCUGGACCUGAGCCACAACAUUCUGCUGGAGUUUCCCUCUGUCCUGUGCCAGUGUUUGAAGAGCCUGACUCGACUGGACCUGCAGGGGAACCACCUCCAGUCUCUGCCCACGGAGCUGCUGUCUCUGCCGUCACUGAACAUGCUGAACGUCUCCCGGAACUGUGUCGGACCCGUGCUGACCUUUGACCCCGCUGUGACCUGCCCGUCACUGAGGCAGCUCAACCUUUCAUUCAACAAAAUCACCACGUUCCCUCAUGAGCUGUGCCGCGCCACCGAUCACCUGGAGGAGCUUUUCUUGGAAGGUAACAGUGUAACUGAGCUGUGCACUCCGCUGUGUCUACCGGAGAUCAAGCUGCUCGAUGUGAGCAAGAACAGCGUGGAGAAUAUUUCUCCAGACUUCCUGACUGGCUGCCCCAAACUAGAAACAUUUAAUGCCUCCAUGAACAAAAUCUGUUCCCUGUCACAUCUUCCAUCCAAAAUUACGACACUGAAACUAGCCAACAACAGCUUUACGUACAUCCCUGAGGCUAUACUUGAGCUCCCAAACUUGCGGUCACUGGACAUGAAAACCAACGAUAUUGCCAUCCUACCCGCUCCGGGGUCCUGGGCGUCCAGCAACAUUAGAGAACUCAUCUUUAGUCAGAACUGUAUCAAAGCUCUGGAUCUGAGCGGACCAAUCAACAAAUGGGCCAGACUGGAGAAACUCCACCUGAGUGACAACAAGCUCUCUGAGAUCCCUCCACAGAUUGGGCUGUUGGAAGGUCUCACCUCCCUAGAUGUGAGUCGUAACACUAACGUGCGGUCGUUCCCAGAUGAGAUGGGAAAACUGUGCAGACUCUGGGACCUGCCGCUUGAUGGCCUUCAGCUGCAGCUGGACCUCAAACUCAUUGGCAGCAAGACCAAAGACAUUGUUAGGUUCUUGCAGCAGCGUCUGAAGAAGGCGGUGCCGUACUACCGCAUGAAGCUGAUUGUGGUGGGGAAUGCUGGCAGUGGGAAGACGACCCUGAUACAGCAGCUGAUGAAGAUGAAGCGCUCCCAGAUGAAGCAGGCUGCGGUUGGCAUCGACGUCCGAGACUGGCCCAUCAGGGAUCCGGACAAGAAGAAAAUGGUGCUGAAUGUUUGGGACUUUUCAGGGGGAGAGGAGUUCAGCGGCUCUCACCCUCACUUCCUGACGUCCAGAGCUCUCUACCUGGUUGUGUACAACCUCAGCAAAGGAGCCAGUGAGGUGGAUGCCCUCAAACCCUGGCUCUUCAACAUCAAAGCGGUAGCUCCUCUUUCCCCGGUCAUUCUGGUGGGAACCCACAAAGAUGUAAGCGAGGAGUCACAGGUGCAGGCCUGCCUGAUCAAAAUCAAAGAGGAGCUUCUGAACCAUCAGGACUUCCCUGCCAUCAGGGACUAUCACAUGGUCUCCGUGUGCGAGGACUCGGAUGCCUUGUCCAUGCUCCGCAAGGCCAUCGCGAGCGAGGUCACCAGCUUUAAGAUCCAGGGCCAACGUGUGAUAGGUCAGCUGGUUCCAGACAGUUAUGUGGAGCUGGAGCGCCGGGUUCUCCAGGAGAGGACCAGGGUUCCACCAGAGUUCCCCGUUCUCAGGCACCGUGAGCUGCUGCAGCUUAUCCAGGACAGUCAGCUGCAGCUGGAGGAAGCAGAGCUGCCCCACGCGAUCCACUUCCUCAGUGAAGUUGGGGUUUUAUUGCACUUUGAUGAUCCUGGACUUCAGCUUCAAGAGCUCUAUUUUAUCGACCCACAGUGGCUGUGCAACCUCCUCUCCCAGAAACUGACUUGGAAGAGCUUUGGCUUGAAGGGCAAUCCUAAAGGAGUUCUGCAGCGCUCCGCUGUGGAAAAGUUUCUGUUUGAUACCAAAUGUUUUCCAAAGAGCCACCUGACGCAGUUCCUCAAACUGCUGGAGAAGUUUCAGAUCGCUCUUCCCUUCAGCGAGGACCAGCUGCUUGUACCCAGCAGUUUGUCCAAAUACAGACCAGUAAUAGAGCUGCCUCACUGUGAGAACUCAGAGGUGAUUGUGCGCCUUUAUGAGAUGCCCUACUUCCCCAUGGACUACUGGUCUCGGCAGAUCAGCCGACUACUGGAGGUCUCCUCCUACCUGCUUUGUGGAAGAGAAAAAGUGGUUCGACCCAACCAGAUCUACUGGAGGAGGGGAGUUUACCUGCACUGGUCCACUGAAGCGUACUGUCUGGUGGAGGCUGCCUCAGAGGAGGAAAAUCCCUCCAGCUUUGUCAGGAUCACUGUCCCCUCUUCCCGUAAAGGCCAAGUGUUACUGGGUCAAGUGGUGGAUCACAUCGACUCCCUGCUGGAGGAAUGGUUUCCUGGCCUGCUCAAUACUGACAUCCAUGGCAGUGGAGAAUCUCUGCUAAAGAAGUGGGCGCUGUACAGCUUCGAGGACGGGCAGGAAUGGAGCAAGAUCCUGCUGGAAGACCUAUUCGCUUGUUUUGACAACGAUUUUCUGCUGGUGAACCCAAAGGAUCCACGCUCCACACUUCCCAUCUCUCAGAUUGCCCCAGACUUGGUACUGACUGACCAGCCUGCAAGUACAAUCCUGGACAGUGAAGAGCUGGAGGUAGAUAUGUCUAAAGAGAACCGUCUCGGGGACGGUGGCUUUGGGACUGUUUACCGAGGUGUCUAUAAAAAUGAAGAAGUAGCAGUGAAGAUAUUCAACAAGCAUGCGUCUGAGCUUUACAUCUACAGACUCCUCAGACAGGAAUUGACCGUUUUGGGUCAUCUCCGUCACCCCAGCCUCGUCGGCCUCCUGGCAGCCGGCUCAGCUCCUCAGGUCCUGGUGAUGGAGCUGGCUCUGCGAGGCUCUCUCGAUUCCCUUUUUGAGCAUGAGAACAGUAGCCUCAACCAAAAGUUGCAGCACAGGAUUGCCCUGCAGGUGGCAGAUGGACUCAGGUACCUUCACUCCACCAUGAUCAUCUACCGGGAUCUGAAGCCCCACAACGUCCUCCUGUUCAACCUGAAGACCGACUCUGAGAUGAUCGCUAAAAUCACUGACUAUGGCAUCGCUCAGUACUGCUGCAGCAUGGGAGUGAGGAGCUCAGAGGGGACACCAGGCUUCCGAGCACCAGAGGUUGCCCGAGGUAAUGUGACUUACAACCAGCAGGCUGAUGUGUUCUCAUUUGGCCUGCUCCUCUAUGACCUCCUGACCUGUGGCGAGCGCAUUUCUGAUGGCAUGAAGUUCCCCAGUGAGUUUGAUGAAAUCGCAGUGCAGGGGAAACUGCCAGAUCCGGUGGAACACUACGGUUGUUCACCGUGGCCAGGUUUUCAGGCCCUGAUGAAGGACUGUCUGAGGGAAAACCCACAGGACCGACCCACUUCUGCUCAGGUGUUCGAUCGGCUGAAUUCAGGUGAAAUGCUGUGUCUAAUGCGGGAAAUCGUAGUUUCUCGGCUGUUCAACGCCGAGUGCUUCACAGUGAGCUCAGGCAGCAAAGCUGGGCCCUCGUCAGACCACAGGGCCUGGCUUGGUGGGGGCAGCAGCACCGAGAAGCUGGGUUCCAUCACAGAAGUGGACCUGGACACCAACGCUGUCAAAACACAGGAGGUCGACACCAGUCCUGUCCUGUGCCUUGUGACGGUCCAAAUCCCAGACGAGGCCUGUGACUGGCUUGUAGCGGGCACCCAGUCUGGCUCCCUGGUGGUCAUCAGCACGCGGGACACAUCCACCUGGCACUACCUGCAGGCUGUCACCGAUUCUGUCACCUCACUGUACUUCCAUGCGCACCCCCAACCAACACACAGAAAGAAUUAUUUGCUGGUUGGAACAGCAGAUGGAAUUCUCAGUGUUUACGAGGACUCUGUGCUCAAGCAGGGGAACGGGCAGCCAGUUAAAACUCUAACCGUGGGUAACGUCAACACUCCCGUCAUGUGUCUGGGGCAGUCGGUGCAUUCGCUGGACAGCAAAUCUGUGUGGGCUGGCUGCGGGUCCAAGAUCCUCUCCUUCACCAUCGACUACAGCGUCUGCAAGACCAUCGACACAAGGCCAAACCUCAUCUUCCCGCAGCAGCGGUCACUGGGCAGUGAGGUGUGCGUGUCUCGUUUGGUUGUGGAUAAAUACGUGUACCUGAGCAAAGCCGGGGCAUCCACUGUCGAGGUUUGGGACAAGAGGAGUGAGAGGAUGGUGGACUCCAUCGACUGUGCUCAGAUUAUUAGGCAUGAAUCGUCCAGCAGAGGCAGGCAGGGCAGUGAAGCCGGGCUGCCCACCGAUGCGUCUCCCCACUGGGUCACGGUGAAGGCCCUGCUGGUGCAGAGCACUGCAACUCUCUGGAUCGGCACUAGGGGGGGCCACCUGCUGCUGCUGGAGCUCUCCAAACACCAGACCCUGCACGUCAUGAACCCCCGCUGUGACUCCAUCCGCUGCAUGGCCUCCGCAUUCAUACAAACUCUUAACUGGAAGAACGUGGUGCUGGUUUUGGGCCGAAGACUCUCACAAGACAAAAACAGAGAUGACAAGGAGUCCGUGCUGAUGGUGUGGAACAGCAUGCUGCCCGUGGAGGUCAAGGACCUGAAGAAGCACUGCGAGAAGAGGGAGCGGAUCGCGGCCAAAAUGAGAGAGCAGCUCCAUCACAACUGAGCCCACAAGAGCGUUCACUGAAAAGGGAUCAACUGUCCAGAACAUCCACGUGUCAGCACUACACUCAGAGGAGGACGUUUUACCUCCGUAUCUGACAGCCAUAUGCACUCUUCAAUUCACUGACCCUGCAAAACCCAGAACUAAUGAGGGGAGCACACUACUGGGUUCAUUUCUUUUUUGGAUGUUGCACACUUAAAUAAUGCGCCACGUGAAGACAAUCUGAAGAUUAAAAAGGGACACAGAUAGUCUAAUUUGUGUUUAAGAAGAAGAACCUCCUGCUUCUAAUCAAUACAGGUAUGUGUUAGCCUGCAGUAAGAGAGGAAACAAGCUGACCAAAAAGCCAAAGGAAAAAAGCCUAUUUGAAUGUACAUUUGGUUAUUUAUUUCCAUGUCUGUGUUUACCAGAGCUCUAUCACUCCACAUCACAGGACUUCUCGUAAUGCUGCUUGCUUUGUUCUUGUUAUUUUUGUUGUCAGUAUUUGUGAUUGAGUCAAACUGAAUAAGUAAAAAGUCUUUUAUUUACAAUGACGACUUUCUGUUCAUCUUGUCAGAACAUUUUUUUUUUUUUUUAAGUAUCGUAUUUGUAGAUGGAUGCUGUACAUUUGAUGAUGUGCUGUAGUAUUUAAACUGAGAUGUUUUGGGUAAAUGAGCUUAUUUAUCGGGGCUAAUCUGUAAUGUAUCCCAGGGAGAACCACCAGAGACGAGACACGGGCAAAAAUGAAAACAACAUCUGUUUCAGGGUAUGGAACACAUCGGCUCUUUAAUUUAAUCGGGGAGAAAGACAUCGUAUUAGAAGCAAAUUAAUGGAAAAAAUAUAUUUACAACAGGAGAGCGAGGACUCAGUCCUCAAUAACAUUGACAGCACAUUAGUAAAAAAAACAAA
This is a messenger RNA of Mugil cephalus (flathead mullet), 9430 nucleotides long. RefSeq names its product leucine-rich repeat kinase 2 (gene lrrk2). The coding region runs from base 896 to 8548 and encodes 2550 amino acids. NCBI's taxonomy places the organism in Eukaryota, Metazoa, Chordata, Actinopteri, Mugiliformes, Mugilidae. Gene Ontology annotation, molecular function: ATP binding; protein binding; protein kinase activity. The record is from RefSeq and is a predicted model, not a curated record. The transcript has 52 exons. Gene Ontology annotation, biological process: protein phosphorylation.